Scophthalmus maximus (turbot) is the source of this 2589-nucleotide messenger RNA. Its product is annotated as 6-phosphofructo-2-kinase/fructose-2,6-bisphosphatase. Gene Ontology annotation, biological process: fructose 2,6-bisphosphate metabolic process; fructose metabolic process. NCBI's taxonomy places the organism in Eukaryota, Metazoa, Chordata, Actinopteri, Pleuronectiformes, Scophthalmidae. Gene Ontology annotation, cellular component: 6-phosphofructo-2-kinase/fructose-2,6-biphosphatase complex; cytosol. The transcript is spliced from 14 exons. The coding region runs from base 1111 to 2523 and encodes 470 amino acids. The record is from RefSeq and is a predicted model, not a curated record. Gene Ontology annotation, molecular function: ATP binding; fructose-2,6-bisphosphate 2-phosphatase activity; 6-phosphofructo-2-kinase activity.
UCGGCAUUGAAUUAUUCUCAAACUAAUCUGGAAAGUUUGAAAAAGGUAGGAGAUUAUUUUAGUUUUUAGAAACAGAAAUUUCCCCUUUGUCUCACUGUCUCCGCUGCAGCUCAGCAGAGACACAACAAGAGUUUUGCAUGUACACACUGGUUGUUUGAAACAUAUAGAAACAUAUGGAAAUGCGCAAGAUGUAAUUAGAUGUUGCAAUAUUUGGAAUAAAAAACAUCUGCAGGCACAGCUGUGUUACAAUUAACAUUCAACCAGACUUAUAAUAACACGGUACAAAAGGACAACGUAAGGUUCGGGGAUAGCAGUCGUUUAGUGUGAACUGCACAAUCAGAUGACUUUGAAAGUAGUGUAGUCUAAAUUUGGCUUUAGGGAGAUUAUCUUGUUGCCAAAAGAUGGUACAAGAGAGUGAAAAAUGUAGUACAAAUCAGUGCAAAAGACAGGAGAAGACGGUGCAAAAACGGCACAACACAGUUCCACUGUUGGAUAACGAUGAUUUUAACAGAUGUGUGUCCUCACAUGGAACUGUCAAAAUCCCCAGUGGCCAAAAAUGCAAUAACCAAAGUUCAAGCGUGAUGAACCCUGAGAAAACUGUUUAGAUUAAUAAACUGAUGGUUAGAGAACUGAUCUUACUGAGAAUUUAUUAUUUAUCAUAAAAUCUGUUGGUAUCCUUAUUUCUAACUAAACAUCCAGUAUUUCUCUUCUUAUCUCACACACACACACACGCCUGGGCGUUUGACGUUAUCUGACAGAAUCACAAUACAGCUGCUCAGCAUGGCUGCUGCAUGUCAUGCUACACCCCUUCCCGUUUGCCAGGGCAAAGUUUAGAGUUGCACUUGGUGAUUGGUGGAUUGAUGGAUGACGUCACUCUGGUCUUCAAAGGGACAGUAAAACAUGACUGACGGCUCGCCCGACCAAUCGGACACAAUCCAUCCUCCGCAGGAUCCAAAUAGGUGUGCUGACUGUCCGACCUCUCAAGUCUACUCCCACACAUGACGUUGUGUGAGAAAGUUCAAAACCUGCUUUUCGUCCUGUUAAACAGACGCACACACACACAGAGCCAGCACACAGUUCCAUACACACACUCACCUGGCUGUUGAAGCCAUGUCAGGAACACAAAGAACACUCACGCAAAAUCCUCUCGAGAAAACGUGGGUUCCAUCGUUGAAAACCAGACUGAGCCAACGCAGAGGCUCGUCGGUGCCCCAGUUCACUAACUCCCCAACCAUGAUAGUGAUGGUUGGACUACCGGCACGGGGGAAAACCUACAUCUCUAAAAAGCUCACCAGAUACCUGAACUGGAUCGGGGUCACAACCAAAGUGUUUAAUGUCGGGCAGUACCGGCGAGAUGCUACACGUUCCUACAACAGCUACGAGUUCUUCAGAGCCGACAACACUGAGGCCAUGAAGAUUCGCAAGGCCUGUGCCAUCGCUGCCCUGAAAGAUGUGUGCGAUUACUUCACGAGAGGGCAGGGUCAGGUGGUGGUUUUUGACGCCACCAACACCACCCUUGAGCGGAGAGAGGUCAUCCGCAGCUUCGCCAAAGAAAACGGUUACAAGGUUUUCUUUGUGGAGUCCAUAUGUGAGGAUCCAGACAUCAUCGCGGAGAAUAUUAAACAAGUGAAGUUGACCAGUCCGGACUACGCAGACUGUGACAAAGAGGAGGCUGUGGCCGACUUUCUCAAAAGGAUCGAUUGUUACAAGUUGACCUACGUCCCCCUGGAUGACGACAAGGACAGGAACCUCUCUUACAUCAAGAUCUUCAACGUGGGCAGCCGUUACCUGGUGAACCAGGUCCAGGACCACAUUCAGAGCAGGAUAGUCUACAACCUCAUGAACAUCCACGUCACCCCGAGAUCCAUCUACCUGUGUCGCCACGGCGAGAGCGAGCUCAACCUCGUGGGUCGCAUUGGGGGUGACUCUGGGCUGUCAACAGGCGGGGCAAAGUUUGCCAGCGCUCUGGGUGCGUACUUGCGUGGGCAGUGCAUCAGUGACCUGAAGGUGUGGACGAGCCACAUGAAGAGGACAAUCCAGACGGCAGAGGCUCUGGGCGUCCAGUACGAACAGUGGAAGGCCCUCAAUGAGAUCGAUGCGGGGGUGUGUGAGGAUAUGACCUAUGAGGAGAUUCAGGAGAAUUACCCAGAGGAGUUUGCACUGAGGGACCAAGACAAGUAUCGCUACCGUUACCCUAAAGGAGAGUCGUACGAGGACCUCGUCCAGCGCCUGGAGCCCGUCAUCAUGGAGCUGGAGCGGCAGGAGAACGUUUUAGUCAUCUGUCACCAGGCGGUGAUGAGAUGUCUUCUGGCCUACUUCCUGGACAAGAGUGCUAAUGAGCUUCCCUACCUGAAGUGUCCCCUCCACACGGUUCUGAAACUCACCCCAGUCGCCUACGGUUGUAAAGUGGAGUCCGUCUUCCUCAACAUUGAAGCUGUCAACACACACAGAGACAAGCCAGUGAACGUGGACGUGGACAGAGACCCUGCAGAGGCAUUAGAGACGGUCCCGGACCACGUCUAGAGACGGUUUCAGUUUCAUCCGACCUGAUGGAAAGUGGCCUUUUAUUAAUUGAAGUAAUCCUUGUGA